Molecule: messenger RNA, 5930 nt
Organism: Toxotes jaculatrix (banded archerfish)
Lineage: Eukaryota; Metazoa; Chordata; Actinopteri; Toxotidae
Gene: dnm1a
Product: dynamin 1a
Exons: 23
Coding region: 176-2761 (861 amino acids)
Cellular component (GO): membrane; microtubule; cytoplasm
Molecular function (GO): GTP binding; microtubule binding; GTPase activity
Source: RefSeq, a predicted model, not a curated record
GACUCUCUGAGGAGGCGCAGUCAAUGAGGGAGCACACCGAAAAGUGAACUGGUGUGAGAGCAGUCCAGGACGCCCUCUGAACGCGAGGGUGGCGAAGGAGGGACGACGAGGAAAACAAGAAAUAAAUCCCUCCCUUCUCCGACGAGGUAGAUAGACUGCCUAUUGCAUCGCAAAGAUGGGGAACCGGGGAAUGGAGGAUUUGAUUCCUCUGGUGAACCGCAUGCAGGAUGCCUUCUCCGCCAUCGGUCAAAACGCAAACCUGGACCUGCCGCAGAUCGCCGUGGUGGGCGGCCAGAGUGCAGGGAAGAGCUCGGUGCUGGAGAACUUCGUCGGGAAGGAUUUCCUUCCUCGUGGUUCUGGCAUUGUGACUCGUCGUCCUUUGGUUCUCCAGCUGAUGAACUGUCCCACAGAGUAUGCAGAGUUUCUCCACUGUAAGGGCAAAAAGUUCACAGAUUUUGAUGAGGUCCGGCAGGAGAUUGAGGCGGAGACUGACCGCAUCACCGGGGCCAACAAGGGCAUCUCUCCUGUGCCCAUCAACUUGCGUGUCUAUUCCCCUCAUGUCCUGAACCUGACCCUGGUGGACCUGCCAGGGAUGACCAAGGUGCCGGUGGGCGACCAGCCCGCAGACAUCGAGUUCCAGAUCAGAGACAUGCUGAUGCAGUUUGUCACUAAGGAGAACUGCCUGAUGCUGGCCGUCUCCCCGGCCAACUCUGAUCUGGCCAACUCUGACGCUUUGAAGAUUGCCAAAGAGGUCGACCCUCAGGGUUCGAGGACCAUCGGUGUGAUCACCAAGCUGGACCUGAUGGACGACGGGACAGAUGCUAAAGAAAUCCUGGAGAACAAACUGCUUCCACUCAGGAGAGGUUACAUCGGUGUGGUGAACAGGAGCCAGAAGGACAUAGAUGGAAAGAAGGACAUAAAUGCUGCUAUGGCUGCCGAGAGGAAGUUCUUUCUCUCCCAUCCAGCGUAUAGACACCUGGCAGACCGUAUGGGCACUCCCUACCUCCAGAAAGUCCUCAAUCAGCAACUGACCAACCACAUCCGGGACACCCUGCCAGGCCUGCGAGCCAAGCUGCAGAGUCAGCUUCUCUCCAUAGAGAAGGAGGUGGAGGAGUACAAGAACUUCAGGCCCGACGAUCCGUCUCGCAAGACCAAGGCUCUGCUCCAGAUGGUGCAGCAGUUCUCUGUGGAUUUUGAGAAGUGUAUAGAGGGCUCCGGGGACCAGAUUGACACGGCGGAGCUGUCAGGUGGUGCAAGGAUCAAUCGCAUCUUCCAUGAACGCUUCCCCUUUGAACUGGUCAAGAUGGAGUUUGAUGAGAAGGAACUCCGCAAAGAGAUCAGCUACGCCAUCAAGAACAUUCACGGCAUCAGAACGGGCCUCUUCACCCCGGACAUGGCCUUUGAGACCAUUGUGAAAAGGCAGAUUGGGAAGAUUAAAGAGCCUUGCACCAAAUGUGUGGACAUGGUCAUUUCUGAGCUAGUCAAUACGGUUAGGCAGUGUACCAAGAAGCUGGCUCAGUAUCCCAUGCUGAGAGAGGAGAUGGAGAGAAUCGUCACCCAGCACAUCAGGGACCGAGAAAGUCGCACUAAGAACCAGGUGUUGCUGUUGAUUGACAUUGAGUUGUCCUACAUGAACACCAACCAUGAGGACUUUAUUGGAUUUGCCAACGCUCAGCAGAGGAUCAACCAAAUGAACAAGAAGAAGGCCCCUGGCAACCAGGAUGAAAUCAUGCCUGAGAGAGGAGUUAACGAUCGGUUCAAGGUGAUCAGGAAGGGCUGGCUCACCAUCAACAACAUCGGCAUCAUGAAGGGCGGAGCCAAGGAGUACUGGUUUGUCCUCACUGCAGAGUCUCUGUCCUGGUACAAGGAUGAUGAGGAGAAAGAGAAGAAGUACAUGCUGCAGGUGGACAACCUGAAGCUGCGCGAUGUGGAGAAAGGUUUCAUGUCCAGCAAGCACAUCUUUGCCCUCUUCAACACUGAACAGAGAAAUGUUUAUAAGGACUACCGUCAGCUGGAGCUGGCCUGUGAGAGUCAGGAGGAUGUUGAUGCAUGGAAGGCCUCCUUCCUCAGAGCUGGGGUUUAUCCUGAACGGGUCACGGAGAAGGAAGGAAAGAGUGACGGUGGUGAUGAUAGCAGCUCUGACAACUUCAUGCACAGCAUGGACCCUCAGCUGGAGCGGCAGGUGGAGACCAUUCGUAACUUGGUCGACUCCUACAUGGCCAUCGUCAACAAGACCGUCCGUGACCUGAUGCCGAAGACCAUCAUGCACCUCAUGAUUAACAAUACUAAGGAGUUCAUCAACGCCGAGCUGCUGGCCCAGCUGUACUCGUGUGGCGACCAGAACACGCUGAUGGAGGAGUCUCAGGAGCAGGCCCAGCACCGUGACGAGAUGCUGCGGAUGUACUACGCCCUGAAAGAGGCCCUCAGCAUCAUUGGCGACAUCAGCACAUCCACUGUAACCACGGCCAUGCCACCACCUGUGGAUGACUCCUGGCUGCAGGUGCAGCGGGGUGGCUCCGGAGGAAGGUCUCCAGCCACCAGUCCCACUCCAAACCGCAGAGCUCCGCCAGGACCUCCUGCGCGCCCGGGCUCUCGUGGGCCUCCACCUGGGCCUCCUCCUGCUGGGGGACCGCCUGUCCCAUCUCGCCCCGGAGCUUCUCCUGACCCUUACAGUGGGCCGCCACCCACCGUGCCCUCACGGCCUAACCGUGCACCCCCAAGUGUGCCAAGUCGGAGACCCCCACCGUCUCCAACCCACUAGGCCUCUGAGCUCCUCCCUCCCUCCUCCGUCUGUCCCUCCUCUGGAAGAGAGAAUAUGGACAACACCGUUACCCUCCUGUCGUUUUCUGCCUCACCUGACCUGAGCUGGCUCCCUGCUCCUGCUCCUACUCCUCCCUUACAACAAGCCAUGUCUCUCUUUCUCUCCCCCACACCCCUCUGUUUCACACAGAGGUGCAGAAUACUUGAAACACACCUGCAUGACUGACAUACAAACAUGCUGAACCCUCAGAAUUUAAUAAACUAUGUAGAGAACAUGAAAUAAUUGAUAAGAAACAAACUGGUGAGUGUAUGCGCACAUAUGCAUGCACACCUGCUUACAUAAACACACACACAUAUAAAUAUAAAUACACAAAACAAACACACAAAUACUAUAUUUUUUCCUCCUUUUAAACGUAUGGGAGGAGACUUUUGCAAAGUUAGCAUGACACUUUGCCUGAGUAUUACAUUAUACUCCAGCAUUUCAAAUGGGUAUUCUGGCUGCUGACUGACUUCUUUUUCUCUUAUUAACAUUUGUUUUAUCUUAUGUGUAUUUUAUGUUUUUUUCAGACUUUUCUUUUUUUUCUUCUUUCCUUUUUUAAUAAAGGAAUACUUCACCAAAGCAUGUUAAGCUUUGUGUCAUAAAGUCACUCUGUAUUGCCUGUUGUGCUGGAGGAAAAACAUUUUCAGACUGAGUUUUCCAAAGUGGUUGCUAAUUUUGGUUAAAAUGACCCUGAACACUAAAACAAUAUCAUAAGGUCUGUAACAAAUUCCUUGGUCCAGUUAUUUUGGUGACAGUACAGUUUUUAAAGAUGCACUAAGCAGCUACACACCAGAGACUUGGAUUAUACUGCACGAUGCAUGUUUGAAAAUGGCUUUUGUAAAAAACUACAGCACAUGCUAUGAGGUGAAAGCAACAGACUCAACAUUUUGGUGGAGUGUUCCUUUAAGGGAGGGGUGUCCAAACUGUUCCACAAAGGGCCGGUGUGGCUGUAAGUUUUUGUUGCAACCAAGCAGCAGCACACCAGACUUGACUCAUUUAAUCAACUGAUCUCAGUCUUCAGACAGUUGAUUGCUCACACUGUGUGCUCUUCAUUGAUUGGAACAAAAACCUGCAGCCACACCGGCCCUUUGUGGAACAGUUUGGACACCUCUGCUUUAAGGGAGGUGAUGCAAACUGAACUGGACUGGAUGUUGCAUCUUUGAAACAGUAAUAGUUGUCACCCCCCCCCCCCCUAGAAAUCACAGGUGAAGACACACUUCAAUCACAUUACGUUAAGUCAACUUGUUCUUGAGGACUAAACAUCCAAAGAGAAGAACUGUGCCAUUCAUACAUUCAGUAUUUUCAUUAAUACCAUGAUUCUGAGCUGCAGAUAAACAUGAUGACUUCCUUGGUGUCUCCUCACCUUUACGAUUUCGGGGUUUCUCUUCUCAACUUGUUCAUCCUGCCAUGUAAGGUCUCGUGUUUUCUCUCUUUUUCUACUCUUUUCACUGAAACAGCCGUCCAAGCAAGGGUGGGCCCUCUCGCCCUGAAAGCCCCCUGCCGCCAUUCAACUCUUAGAAGAACCCCCCCCACCCCCCACCCACACACCUCCUCUCUUUUACCUCCUAUCUUCUCAAACUCCAUUGCCCAUCAUCUAUGAAACAGACUGCACCAUCACUCAGUCAGCUUAAACGAAAUAAGGAGGGGAAAGGAUCGGCUACAGAGUCCUCACCCUCCCCACCCUCAGAUAUCUGGACAGACAGGGGGCUGAUGCUCUUCAUCCUUGCUUUCCCUCCCCCUCCUCCUCUUCCUCCGUUUUCUAUAGGACAGGAGGAGCGAUCAUGUGAGGAUCUGUCUGCCUGUUGUAGCCUCUAGAAAGCCGCUUCCCAAAAUCUUUGGUACUGCAUUAUCUUAUGGAGAAGGGAUCUAAAUAGAAAGUGCAAUAUACAGGACAGACAGACAGCUGCAUGCCACCAGUUAAACAAGAGCCAGAGUACAGUUAUAACUGAGAGGGAGAGAAUCUGUGGUCUGGGUUUUCAUCUGAGCUACUUGUACAUCCUUUUUUAUUCAGAUGGAAAUAAGGUCCUUAAUGGGAGCAGUUUUAAAUAUCUGGAGUUUGUUUUUAUGUCACCUUUGAUCACAUUAUGCAUCAAAUCUCCUGGUAUACUGACAGGAAAUUCUUCAGGUUGAUAAUCCUCCAUUUCUUUUCUGUUUUUUCCUCCUUUUUUCUUUUCUUUUCUUUUCUUCCCUCUCUCAGUGGUCACGGGGGUGAGUGAGAACAUGAAAACAUCAACAGUCUAUGCAUAAAACUAUCAAACGCUCCUUCUGUUUCACCCUCACUUCGCUGUGUGAGAGCCUGUGAGUUGAACCCAUCUUUUAACCCCUGCUUUUCUACCACUGCACUCUACUGUCAGUGUGAUGUGUUGUAUUUUGACCCCAAACAAAAAAAAAGACGACAAACCCACCAGCCAGUAAACAAACCCAUCUUUGUACCUCAAUUGAUGUCAUUUACUUGAAACACUUCAGUGACCCCUUGUGCAUCUUACUUCCUACUCCACAACUGCAAAGCAAACACAACAAAGCAUAUUCUACUUAUUAUUUAACAGUAAUUAGUUUAUUAUGGACAUAUCUUAAUGCGUUAUUCUGUAUAUGUGUGGUGCAUCUUAUGGAACUUGUACUUCCACUGUCUAGAGAAUUUAGUCUGCAACGUAUGAAAUUGCUAAAUAUUUAAAUUAUCAUGAAUAAAUGAAUCUGUGUAUAAGGAAAUAUUAUUUGAAAAACUUACAAAAAAUGUGUAAUGCAGUGAUAUAUAUGGAUGUCUGCAGAUUAUUUGGAUACUUUAGCGUGUAGCAGAGAGGUUUUUUUUUUUUUUGUUGCUGUUGUUUUUCUUGUCUCUCUCUGUGUAGAAGAGCAGGGAGAUACAGUGUGAAUGGGUGAACCCCCGCAGCAACUGGGUCCUGCCUCUUGUUCAAACUGAUGUGGAUAAAAGGAUGACUUUACUCUGCAGGACUGCUGUGCUUUGCAAACACAUUAAAACCUCAGUGUACUGAAAGGAGCUUCCUCUUUGUCUUCUUUUUCUCUUUAUGGUGGGAAACACUAGCAUCACGGGGACACUGUAUCUGUUCAGAGAGCUCAUUUGGAGAAAAAGAGAUUAAUUUUGAAGUAACUUUCGAGUAAGUUUGUGUCUUUA